This is a messenger RNA of Alosa sapidissima (American shad), 1754 nucleotides long. RefSeq names its product methyltransferase like 18 (gene mettl18). Gene Ontology annotation, molecular function: protein-L-histidine N-tele-methyltransferase activity. Bases 226 to 1473 code for a protein of 415 amino acids. The record is from RefSeq and is a predicted model, not a curated record. Gene Ontology annotation, biological process: peptidyl-histidine methylation, to form tele-methylhistidine. NCBI's taxonomy places the organism in Eukaryota, Metazoa, Chordata, Actinopteri, Clupeiformes, Clupeidae. The transcript has 2 exons.
UAACAUACAUUCCCAUCGUAUAUCUCAACUGAAUGCUAUGUGUUGGUAUCAAAUCAGUCUAUACCCCCAGACUUAAGUUAACAACCAAAGUAUAAUUCAAGCACAAGCAUUAUGGGAGUUGUAGUCUGUUCUUGUGAAACAAACGUGCAUGUGUGUGUCACAAGUUAGCUUGGUAAAUAGCGGUACAUGUAGUAAUCCUGAGAACAUUUACGUCCUAUAGAAUUCAUGGCGUUCAAUUUCAACUUCGACAUUAAGGUGAAAACAGACGGAAUCUGUCAAGGCGAUGCGAAAACGGAAAAAGAUCAGGAAUGCUCUCUUAAAACUGUAAAGGAUGACGUCAGCCCCACUCCUCAGCCCAUGAAGCCGGCUCGAGAACACUCCGCCCCCAGCGAUGUGGACGCGCUCUUGCGGGACGUCGUCACGGAGACGGUGCGCGUGGGGGCUCUGCCGCCGCUGCUGUGCGUGAACGAGUCGGUGCUGGAGCUGACGGCGGAGGAGAGGCAGGGCGAGGAAGAGGAGGAGGAAGAGGAGGUCCUGAAGAAGAUGGCCGCCCAGCGCUCGGACCUGCUGCCGGGGGUGUAUGAGGGGGGGCUGCGGGUGUGGGAGUGCACCUACGACCUCCUCGCACACCUGGACACGCACCUGGAGCGCGAGGGCGAAGGGGGCGGAGUCUUUGCGGGGAGGCGGGUCUUAGACCUGGGCUGUGGGGCGGGGCUCCUGGGCGUCAUGGCGAUGCGCCUCGGGGCGGAACAGGUGGACUUCCAGGACUACAACAGCACGGUCAUCCGCCAGCUGACCAUCGCCAACGCCGCGCUUAACCAGCAACCGGAGGAGGAGGAGGAGGAGGAGAAACAAGAGAAGGGGGAGGUGAAGCAGGAGAAAGAGAAGGAAGGAGAGGAGGAGGAGAGGAAGAAGGGAGACGCACAGCAGAGAGUUGGUGAGAAAAGGGGAAAGGGGGAUGGCAGAGAGAGACAGAUGGAGGAGGAGAAACGGAGCGGGAAGAGAGGAGAGGAGAAGGAGAGCCCGCCGCCCAAGCGCAGAGCGCCCCCUGCCUGUGCCCCCCUGCGCUGCCACUGCCGCUUCUUCUCGGGGGACUGGACCUCCUUCCUGUCACUCAUCCAGCAGCGCAGCCCGGCGCACAAAUAUGACAUCAUCCUCACCUCGGAGACGAUCUACAACACGGACUACUAUGCAGCGCUGCACGCGCUCCUCCAUAGGCUGCUGGCGGAUGACGGACAGGUGCUGCUGGCCACUAAGGCCCACUACUUUGGGGUGGGGGGCGGGCUGCUGCUGUUUGAGCGCUUCGUGGAGGAGCGGGGCGUGUUCGAGACGCGCCGGCUACUUGACGUGGACGAGGGGCUGCAGAGACAUGUGUUGUCGCUCACGUUCAAGAGACACGACACACACACGUCACCGUCCACACACUCCUCUCACGCCACAGCCUCCAAUGGGGCACUUCAGAAGGUGAAAUAACUGUGUGUGUGUGUGUGUGUGUGAGAGAGAGAGUGAGUAUGAGAGAUUGUAUGUGUGUCUAAUGCAGAAGCUCAGUGUGUACGCCCUCUUGUGGUCUUGUACAGUAAAUUCUUCUAAAUGUAAAACAAUGUUUUUUCUCUCUCUGUGUGGUUAAUGGGUGUUGGAGAGCCCUGUCACAUGCUCCUGACACACCUGGGCAUCCGCACCCUGCGUCUCUGAGGACCUGUGUGUGUGUGUGUGUGUGUGUGUGUGUGUGUGUGUGUGUGUAUGAACAGAGAUGG